UUUCUGGCAGGUUUCUGGACCUUCCUGUACUUUGUAAGUUUCUGUUUCCUGGCCAAUCAGUGGUCUCAGACCACGGCUGAUGAGCUGCCACUCAACCAGGGAGCAGAUGCAGCCCGGGCAGCGAUCGCCUUCUCCUUCUUCUCCAUAAUCACCUGGGCUGGUCUAACAGUGCGUGCGGUCCAGAAGUAUCUGCUUGGUACAGACAUGACCCUAUUCACCACGGAGCACAUGGAUGGCGGCGCACCCACCCAGCCAUACCCCUCCAAUUCGCCAGGAGGCGGCAACACUGAGACCACAGAGACCUACCAGAGCCCCCCAUUCACUGAGAACAACGCAGCACCCACAUACCAGGUCCCCAUUUACUAGAAAAGAUAGACCUGAUGGUGGAAGAAGAA
This is a messenger RNA of Xiphias gladius (swordfish), 395 nucleotides long. RefSeq names its product synaptogyrin-3-like. The record is from RefSeq and is a predicted model, not a curated record. The transcript has 2 exons. Gene Ontology annotation, cellular component: neuromuscular junction; synaptic vesicle membrane. The annotation marks the transcript as partial. Lineage: Eukaryota; Metazoa; Chordata; Actinopteri; Istiophoriformes; Xiphiidae.